CCGUCUCCAAAAAACUAGCGGCUCCCGGUGGGUGAGCUUGGAAUACCUCACCUUUCUACCCGCCCUGCCUCAUAUCUUCACAUCGAAUUUCUACAAACUCACCUCUCUCACUACAGCUCCGGACUUCUCUGUCUUGAUCUACCCUCCUUACCUACAACCUCAUCCAUCGAAGAUCCUUGAUCAAGUUACGAGAGGAGUUCUCCACCUCUCUUUCGCAACCUGGCAAGGAUACCAGCUUCCACUUACGAUAAACCAACACUGCCGUUUGCUGAAGCCACAGCACGAUCAACACCAAACCACUCCGAUCUGAGCACCUGCAGGGUGCUGUAGAUUCACCUGAGUUUGAUCAGGUAAUACAUUCCCUUCCUAUACUAAUUUCUAGAUACCCGACGCCGCCGUCGAAUACCAUCCGACUCGACAACUUGAACGUUACACCCUUGCCACUUCACUCGUCCCUUGGAGCUGUCCGACCUGGACGCUCCUCGAAUAUCAGCAAAGCUGUCUCCAGCUUGGACCAAUGUGGAGGCAGUGUAGGGGGACAACAAUAUCCCAAAUUGCGGUAUUACCGCAGCAGUCAACACCAUGGUCAAGAUACUGAAGACCAUACAACCAAAGCACAAGGAGACGCUGUCGCCGUAUAUCCAAUCGUUUGUGCAGAACGCAUCGACAGCACCAUGGCAUACCCUCCCACAAGCCCUUGCCGACUUCCCAACCCGAUGGCCUUUUCCCAGAGGUGAUCUCUACCACUGGAUCCCUCUUCUUAAUAGAUUCGACAGCGAUCUCGAAACCUUCUGCGCAACCUAUGCACUCAACAAUGGUCCUCAGGUUAAAGAUUUUGGAUGCGAACUCCUGCAAAAGGGUGGCGCGACAGAUGAGCAGAUUUCCGAGGCUGGGUUUGGCCCGGAGGGCGAUAGAGAAGUCAUAGAGCGAAUCCUGCAUUUCUCUAGGAUAUUACUCGAGAAUUGCGGUAAUAGAAGCAUAUAUUCGAGCAGCACUCACUUGAGCGAUCUUCUCAACAGCACAUCUCUGUCAUUACUGGCCGCGACACUCCAGAUCGGCACCCAGCUGGCGCAGCGCUACCAGGCUACUUUCCGUAGAAUCGCAAGUUCCCAUCGACAGACAAAUGCGACUCUCCUUGCAAACCAUUACAAUAUAGACCUAGAUAAGGUGCAGCAGCUCUCUCAGCCAUUCUCGAGAACGGUUACCUCAACGGAGACUACUGCGCCCACGGUUCCGAACACACCCGUCACCCCGAACGCGAAGGGCAAGGAUAAGGCAUACUUCAGCAUUCCUGUAGCAGGCAGCAAGACCACUACGAGCAAGAGCUACGCGAAUGAUCUGGUUUCCCUUGUGAGGAGCGGAACGCUUCCUGAUCCUAGCCCCAAGGGCAAGAAGGCUGCAUCAACAUCGUCACAAACUUCCGCGGAGGUAGACUGGAAUGAAUGGGGCGAUGUGCGCAUUUCAUACUACGAGUCUCAGGCACGCGGGGAAGAGGCACCACAAUCGACAGCUCAUACUGCGCCGGCUGCACCAGUCACACCUACUCCGGUACGACGCACAUCGAUGCUCGGCAACCAACAUGGGAAUCGAGCCCCCAGAACUCCAGCUUCCGAAGAAGCUCCGGCAACUCCAAGUCGGUCUUCCACGUUGCCAGCCGCAGCGCAGGCUGAGGAGAAAGCGACCUCUAACCUUAAAGUGAUCGACGUCCCAGCGUCCAAAGUUUCCGAACAUUCUGUCCAGGAGCUGCUCCAAGAGUACCUCCCAAGUGUACCGGAUGCAGCAAAAUAUACGCUUCUCACUAAAUUAAGAGUUGCGAAGGCCUUAUCCCAUUCCUUAGAUACUCGCAGACAGAUGCUUGCCGUCCGUCUUUUAGCCGUUACCAACCUGGCUUAUAUCUACCCCGAGCCUAGCUUUUUGGAGAAGGUCUUAAAGCAGGAUAGCGACGAACCACGCCGCCUGCAGCUCAUCUACCAACUGGCGGAGCUGAUCCACCCACCUGCCCAAGGAGACUUGGGAAUCCCUAGGUCUCUCCAAACAAUCGCUGUCAAUGCCCUUGAAGGUCUUGCUCAGCACGCACACAAGUACCAGGAUGUGUGCACGGCAUUAAACACGAAUGUGAACCAUGGAGUUCUCCUUUACAUUGUCCGAAAGGCGGUUGCAGAAAUGGCAACUGAUGAGCCUGGCGACAAGCACACUGAAAAUGACGAGUGGCACAGUGCGUUAUUUGCGCUUCUCUCACACGUAGCCACGCUUCCUCGGGCUGGAAACGAGUUGGUCACCGCCGGCCUCGUCCCCAUUCUGGUCGAGGUCCUGACGCUGCGCACCUCAGUUGCUGAGGGCAGCUACCCGCGAGUUCUCAACUUCCUUGACGCUAUCGUAUUUAACGUCAAGGACGCCUUCCAAGUCUUGGCGAAUGCCGACGGACUUGAUGCUAUUUCGAAUCUGAUUGUCCACGAGGUCCAGUCUUCUACGGCAGUGGCAAGCCAGGCCGAGGGUAUGCCUGCGGACUACCGAUCGCCUUCAAUCGAUUACGAGAUCCCAUAUUACCAGCAGCAGUCUAUCAAAUGGCUGUUUAAGUUCAUUCACCACAUGAUGAACCAGGCUGGCGGUUAUGGUGGCAACUUUGACCGUCUUCUUAGGAAUUUGAUUGACUCACCGCAACUACUUGGGAGCCUUCGACAGAUCAUAAGCCAAGCAAAAAUCUUCGGAAGCUCUGUGUGGACAAAUGCGGUCAGCAUCCUGAAUGAUUUCAUCAACAACGAACCAACUAGCUUUGCAAUCAUUGCCGAGGCUGGUCUCAGCAAGGCCGUCUUGGAGGCCGUUUUGGGACACGAGAUAACUGUUCCAGCGCCCAAGGACGGUGCGCCUCAACCUGAGUCGACCAACGAGGAAGGCUCUCCAUCGCACACUGAUGACGAUAGUAUUUUCUCAGUUGUCGUUGAUGAAACUCCCCAUCCGCCAACCAAGGAGAUGCUUGAGACUCCUCGGCCUGGCCCUCUCGCCCGCGGUAUCAUGCCUUCAUCCGAAGCUAUCAUUAUCGUUCCGGAGGCCUUUGGUGCCAUCUGCUUGAAUAAUGCCGGCAUGAAGAUGUUCUUGGAGUCCAACGCUCUUCAAAGCUUCUUUGAGAUCUUUGAAAGCCCUGCUCACGUUAAGGUGCUCGAUAAUGACGCCAACAAUCUUGCUACCUCCCUUGGCUCAACCUUUGACGAACUGGUCCGCCAUCAUCCAGCUCUCAAGACCGCGAUCUUAAAUGCCGUCCUGGAUAUGGUUGCUAGAGUGAGCUACCUGUGCAAGACUAGGACCGAGACAGAGAAGCUUGGCGCGAAGUUGUUGGUCACCAACGCAAAUGGCGAUGUAGUCGUCGCUGAUCGCAACCUCUUGACGGACCAAGACAAAGGAAAGGGCAAGUCCAUUGACGCAGACGCGGAUGUGGAGAUGACCGGUGUUUCUACUGAGGCAGCUGAGCCAUCGAAAGUGUCGAAGCCUGUCAACCUGGCCGAGGAUGAUCGCGAGAACAGUGUGACUCCAUACAUUGCAGCUGUUGCCAAUUUCCUCACUCAACUGUUCAACAACGCAGGCGUACGCAACUUGUUCAUGGAGAAUGGUGGGGUCGAGGCUAUUCUGGAUUUGGCCGAGCUGCCAGUCCUGCCGAACUCACCUUCCGAUGAGCGUUCGCAUAGAAAUAUGCACACAGUUAUUGCCCUCCUCGCGGAACAGAAGGCACACAUCCUUGUACCCUCCUUGAUGAAGAGAGCGCAAGCUGCCGCAGAUACGUUGGCGCCCUUCACACAGCACCAAGGUCGAGAGGCAUACUUUGGCAAGUUCAUCGAUGGCUGCAAGCAAUCUGAUGAUCGCACUGAAAAUAUCCUACUGGCGAGAGGGACAUCGUUGGUUGAGGCUAUGGUGACGGCCCAGAAUCUAUGCAUGGCGCUGCGCCAAUGCAUUUCUUCUCCUAUUUUCAGCCGCAACCAGGCCUCGAGCUUCAGCUCUAUGAACCUCGCGGACUACUACGUUAGAUUGGUCAAGAGCCUUGGCGCUAUUCUCGCCGCUAGUAUCAAGGAGGAUUUUAAGUUGAUGAGGCUUGCGCCGAGGCAUUGGAGACGUGCUGGCCGUCAAUCAGUCCAGAUGUUCAUGAAUGAUGCGCCUGAGCCACUCAUCCCAACGAUUGAUUCUACCGAGGAGGCACUGCAUUCCUUGCUGCCGGAAGCACAGGGAACUGCCCCAAUGGCCACCUUGGUGACCGAUUCUUCUGGUGCUGAGAACCCUAUUCACAAAGUAAACCAAACUAAGACACUCACCACCGAAGAGAAGCAUAGCCCCGAGUUCAAGAACUUCCAAAAUCUACACUACCUCCUUGGCAAGAUGCCGAUAUCUAUGUCUAUCUUCUUCCAAGUUAUUGGGAAGGGCCUUGUUCCGAAGCGAACCCCUGACUCGUUCCAACGCCAGAGCAACGUUUCGAUUGCAAACGCAAUUGUUGAGACCGUUCUGUCUGAGCUGACAUCGGUGGGCGACGAGAGUUCAAGCGAAACAUACACCUUCUGGGUCCUGAUGUUCCGGACGGUGAAGGACAUCCUUGUCAAUAAUGCGAGGACGGCUGAGAGGCCACAGGAAUGCAUCACCAUUGUCGUUCAGGCAUUCAUGAAGGCUGGUGGAUUUAACACGAUUAACCACAUGCUUGGGCUCUUCGAUGCGGAAGUGAGGAACAAUGCGGAUAAGACCGUCAAUUUCAACGAUGUCGACCUUCUUCUGAGAAACGACCUGGCUACUUUGGGCAUCAAGCAUAUCCUCGAACUUUACGGUCCGCUCGUAACCGGAAAGAAUGUUGGCGAAUCUUUCCAGAGCACGACGCUGCACUCGCGAUCCGACAGAGAUCGAAACAGCCCGAACUACUUCUCGGCUGGCCAAUUCGUGCUUGAAGUGCGCAUGGCGAUCUUGCCAGCCGUUCAAAAGCUCUGGGAGUCAGAUAUUGUCGAGAAGGGCUCAAAGAUCAUCCCAAACAAGCUCAUCGACAUCAUUCGCAAUGUUAUGGAGACCGAUUUGGAGGAGGGCGCGUUUAGAAACAGUGACAAGGCGAUCGUGCCAUCCAAGCAGGGGAAGAAGAAAUGGAGAGUCAACAGAGAGAACCUCCUCAAGCUCGAAGCCGCCGAAUAUGACGAAGAGUUGGCGAUAGAGGCCUUGUUCCGCUGCAACAACAGCUAUUCCUCGGCACUGGAGUACUGCAAGGCGCAACUCAGCGAGAGAUCCGGUGGCCGUAAUAGAUUCGGAAAAGACGAUAUCGACCCAAACAUUGGUCCCGAGGAUGCUCCUGGCCACGAGACAAGACCAUCUACAGGCUCUAUCACACCAGACCAGGGUGCCGCACAAGGAGGAAACGGAGCAGGCGAAGCGCCCAAUGAUGGAGUGCCGCCACCGGUGUUCACGCAGUCCCCAGAAGAAUUUGCACCCCGUGCAUCAGUACCACCUAACUUACAGCAGAUGCUGUUGGAGAAUAUGAAUAGAACACUGGAGAAUGCGGAGGCGGGCAACCUAUUCGCUGCCAUCUCAGGAGGCGGCGAGCAAACUAAUCUGCCGGAGCGAGUUCCCAACCAGCAGCCAUCAUCGUCUUCGUCAGACAAGACCUUGGAGAGCCAGCCUGAGAUCCCUACGGUCGAGCGUCUGAACGCCGAGCGAUUGAAGAUCCGCUCGAAUCUUAUCGAGCGCUGCCUCGAGGUUAUCAAUGCACAUGGCGAGUUCACCUUUGAGAUUGCCGAUCUCAUCACCACGGUCAUUGAUAAGUCGCCCGAGCAAGCAGAGAUGCGCACAACUAUGGGUGGUACUCUGGUGGUUGCCUUGACCUCGUUCCUCAGUGACGAUGUUCGCGAGGUGGGGAAGAAGAUCGCUUCAUACGCUCACCUCCUUGCGCUUAUGCUCCAGGACCCCCAGUUCUACAAGGCUUCGCUUGAUGAGCUGAAAUCCAAUCUCGGGAACCUGCUUGAGUUUGUCAAGCUGUCGCCUGACCACAAGUCCGAGGAAUCUUCACCUUGGGUGGCUCAUAUUCUGCUCAUUGUUGAGAUCCUCCUUAGCGACGAUGCGGAGCCGAGAGAGACUGAGUGGAAGAUCCCGACGAGUGAGACUGCGUCUCUUGAGCAGCCUGUGCUUAAGGCACCCGAAUUGGUCGUAUCUACUGAGGAUAGAUCUACUCUGUUCGAAGCUAUCCUGGACAUGCUUCCCCGCAUUGGAAAGGAUGAGUCGCUUGCCUUGGCCGUUAUGCGUAUCCUGGUUAUCUUGACCCGCACUAGGCAUAUUGCUGUGGCCAUGGGCGAGAAGAAGAACAUUCAACGUUUGUUCGUCAUGGCUAAGCAACUUGCCGGUGCAGCGACACCACGCAUUCAAAGCCCGUUGAUGCUUAUUCUCCGUCACAUUGUAGAGGAUGACGACACUAUCAAGCAGAUUAUGCGAUCGCAGAUCAAGGUCUUCCUUGACCCCAACUCGAGCAGAAGCUCGCGCCACCCAGAUAUUACGCUGUAUCUCCGCAGCAUGUCGAACUUGGUUGUGAGGCAGCCAGAGCUGUUUGUGGAGGUCAGCAAUGAGAUGGUUAAGCUUGUGAAGUGGACUACGACUACGGCGGACCAGCCAGGUAGACAACAGAUCGAGCUUCAAGACAAAUAUAAGCGUACCCGUAGGGGAAAGCCAGAGGAUGCGGUCUUGCCUACAUUGAAGCCUACUGAGGAAUUGUCGAUGGAAGAUGUCAAGCCGUCCACAGAGACUGCCGAGGGAGAGGCUGCUGAGGGAUCAAAGGCUGUUGAGCACAAGGUGCCGAUCGUUGAGAACCCCGAUGGAGUGAUUUAUUUCUUGCUCUGCGAGCUCUUGAACUAUAGAGACGUGGAAGACAAGGAGGCUGCACCUCCUGCACCUGCAGAAGAUAAAGAAAAGGCAGCAGAGACCACUCCUGAGACCACGACGCCAAGCACUUCUUCAGGCGCUGAUUCAUCAUCGACAUCUAAUUCUGAUACACCUCAGAUAAGACCACUAAUCCCCCCCCCAAAGCCCGAGACGAAGAAGAAGGCAGAAUUCAAGGCAGAGGAGCAUCCGAUUUACAUCUACCGCUGCUUCUUGCUUCAGUGUCUUACCGAGCUGUUGGCUUCCUACAACCGCACCAAGGUGGAGUUCAUCAACUUCAAGAGAAAUGCUCCAGCUCACGCGGCGACGCCUUCGAAGCCACGAUCAAAUGUCGUCAAUUACCUGCUCUGUGACCUGAUUCCAUCGGGUAGCCUUGACCAUGCCGAGUCAUUGACAAUGCGCAAGAAGGUUUCUACUUCAUCGUGGGCGGAUUCGACAAUUACCGCGCUUCUGAGCAAGACUGGCGAGCAGAUCCUGGAUAGGGACCGUGACAAUACCGACUCUGAUGACGAGCCUGACUUGCUCUUUGUCCGCAAGUUUGUCCUGGAGAAUAUCAUCAAGGCGUACAGGGAAGCCAGCACCUCGACUGAGUCCCUGGACAUCAAGUACUCCCGUAUGUUGUCGCUGGCUGAUCUUAUGAGCCACAUCAUGGCUGGGAAGGACAAUAUUGGCGGCGGAUCGGAUCCAAAUGUUACCAUCCGCUCGCAGCAGCAGCUCAAGCGUAUUAUGUUCGAGAAGGGCUACAUUGGCGCCCUGACCGCGUCUAUUGCUGAUAUCGACCUUAACUUCCCCGGCGCCAAGCGUGCUGUUAAGCAUAUUCUUCGUCCAUUGAAGGCGCUUACUCAGACGGCUAUUGAAUUGAGCGAGGUUGGCAAGGUGGCUUUGACGCCUGGGCAGCAUGAUGAGGAUGAAAUCGAGUCGGCGUCGUCCGUUUCUGACGCUGAUGACGAUCGCGAGGAGACCCCCGAUUUGUUUAGGAAUUCUACGCUGGGCAUGUUUGAGCCUGAUCGUGAUCAUGAGUCGUCGUCUGAGGGUGAAGAUGAUGACGAGGAGAUGUAUGAUGAGGAUGGAUAUGAAGAGGAGAUGGAGGGGUAUGAAGAUGGUCCCAUUGAAGAUGAUGAAGAUAACAUCAGCGACGAGGAUGAGGAGCUUGAGGGAAUGGGUGAGAUUGAAGGCCUUGAUGGCGACCAUGGCAUGGACGUCGAAGUCAUUAUGGAUGACGAUGAAGAUGACGACGAGAGCGGAUCUUCUGAUGAGGAUGACGAAGAUGAAGACGAUGAUAUGGACGAGGAUGACGAAGAUGAUCGCGUCCAAAUCAUCGAUAAUGAAGGAAACGCUCAUCCACUCGCCGAGUUAGACGAUGAAGAGGACUGGGAGAGCGAAGAUGAAGACGAGGAAGAGGGCUACGAGGGUAUAGCUGCCGAUGAGGAAGAAGAGGCAAUGCAUGCUGGUGGUCAUGGUCCGUUGGGUCGUCUCGUACAUGCUUUCGGUGGGGAUCCUCAUCACCAUGGCGAAAUCGAUAAUCUUCUGCAACGCAUUGAAGAUGAGCGUGGUGGAGAUCCAGAUAUGGACAUUGAGUAUCUGGACGAUGACCAUGAAGAAGACGAUGAAGUUGAUGAGGAAGAAGAGGAGAUGGAUGACGAUGAGGAUAUGUACGAGGAGUACCAACCCCAGCCAGGAAUGCCAUUUACCUUUGAGUGGAACGACGAGCAAGAACCUCCGAUGAUUAUCUCACACCGAGGCCAUCGGGCGCACGCGGCACCGCAGCCAUCGCCCUACUUUUUCGCUUCUCACCGCGACCCACUAGGUGUGCGUGACUACUACCGCGGUUCCUAUCGUUCGCACCGACCCGGCCCAACUCCCCGCGACAACAACGACGGUACCAACCCACUCCUCCAGCGCGGCGAUCGUGCCCGCGGCGACGCCGGUCUUGUGGGAUCGACACCAUUCAUCGGACGCGAGGCCCUGUUCAACAUCGUGGGACGCGGACCUUUCGGUGGUGAGGCUGGUGGACCCGCCGCCAUACUCAACGAUCUCUUCACUCAACUACCAUUCCCAGGCGGCGCUAUUCCAGCCGCCGGCCGAAACGGCGGAGCCCUCCAUUUCCAUGUUACUGGCGGACCUGGUGGAGCCGAUGCCCGAGAGUUCCAGGCCAUGUUUGGUGGGAUGAGACCGGGGAUGGCUCGCGGCCACGAGCGAGGCCCAGGGGCUGCUGAACCUGGCGCUGCUACGACUUUCACUACGCAAUUGACGGCGACUAGAUGGAGCGAGGAGGCUAGACUACUGUUUGGCCCUAGGCAUCCGGAUAUGGCUUUGAGAGUUCUUAUGGGCCUCAUGGCUGUUGUCGUCCCGGCUGCCCUUGAGGCGGAGAAGAAGGCAAUCCAAGAGAAGAAGGAGGCUGAGGAGAAGAAGAGGAAAGAGGAUGAGGAGAAGGCCGCGCAGGCGGCGAAGGAAGCCGAAGAGAAGGCUGCCAAGGAAAAGAAAGAAGCAGAGGAACGUGAGGCGGAAGAGAGAGCCAGAGCUGAGGAAGCUGCUGCUGCUGCGGCGGCUGCUCCCCCAGCUGAGGAGCAACCCCAAGAAGCUGAGAACGCCCAGCCAAUGGAAGGUGUGGAGUCCGGCGAGGCUGCUGCUGCCGGAGAGGGAGAAGGCGCACCUGCUGAAGAUAGGCCGCGCGUGACGAUUCCAUUCCGCGAUGGUACUCUUGAUAUUACGGAUUUGGGAAUUGAUCUCGAUUACCUUGAUGCUCUCCCAGAGGAGCUUCGAGAGGAAGUCAUCACAGGAGCUAUUGCUCAGCGCCGCUCAGACGCUGCUGCUACUGGCGCACCGCCAUCGGAGAUCGAUCAAGAAUUCCUCAACGCCUUGCCAGAUGAGAUUCGCGCUGAGAUUAUCCAGCAAGAGAGACAGGAUCGUCGCCGCCGCGAGCGCGAUGAGGCCCGUCGUCAAGCUGCUGCUAACGGAGCUCCGGUUCCAGUGCCGCAAGAAAUGGAUGCUGCGAGCAUUCUGGCAACCUUACCUGCGGAUUUGAGAGCCCAGGUACUUGCGGAGCAAGAUGAGGAUGUGCUGGCUCAGUUGCCUCCUGAGUAUAUCGCACAGGCACGCGCUUCCAUGGGCGGUCACCCGCUCCGCAGUCUGAAUCGCGUGCUUGAAGGAGCGAGACCAGGCCUUCCAAGUGGGGUCGAAAUUGUCAAGCCUGUCCGUCGUAGCAUUGUUCAGAUGCUCGACAAGCCUGGUGUUGCUACCUUACUUCGUCUGAUGUUUAUCUUCCAGCAGGACAGCUUGCGGAACACGUUAUACCAGGUCCUCCAGAAUAUCUCCGAGAACCGCCAUAACAGAGGCGAGGUUAUUAGCACGAUUCUGCAUAUUCUGCAGGAUGGUAGCGCUGAUAUGACGGCUGUUGAGAGAAGCUUUGCGCAUCUGUCUUUGAGAGCCAAGCAACCUAAAGAUAAGGACCCGAAGACUCCUUUGUCUCUUAGCAGGAAGAACACUGGGACCGGAUUGGCAGCUCUUACAACUGUUCCUAACUCGGAUAUCUCGCCACUGAUGGUCGUCCAGCAAUGUCUUGGAGCACUCAUCUACCUCUGCAAGGUCAACCUCCAUGUGCCGUCCUUUUUCUUGACGGAGCAUGAAUCCGCAGUUAGUGGUCUCAAGCGCAACGCAAGCCGAAAGGGCAAGGGCAAGGAUACCAAGGCGCUGAAGUUCCCGUUGAACUCCCUCCUGAUCUUGUUGGAUCGCAAGUUGAUCAUGGAGAGCUCGCCUGUUAUGGAGUCACUCUCGGAUCUGCUGAGCCGCAUCACGGCGCCACUCCAGACGUUUGAACGUAAACAGAAGGAGGCCGAGGAGGCUGCCAAGAAGGCCGAGGAGAAGGCCGCGGAGAAGCCCGCUGAGGGUGAAGGUGAAGGUGAGGCGGGACCUGCCGAGCAACAAGGAGAGAACAUGGAUACCGAUUGUCCAGAACCGGCUACUACGGAAGAUCCGCCAGCAGAGGCAGGUUCUUCGACCGCCGACGCUCCAAAGGCCGAUGGCGAUAAGACUGAUGACAAGACUAAGGAGGCUGAGAAGAAGAAAGUGCGACCAUUCGUUCCACCUGUGGUUCCGGAUGCCAAUCUCAAGCUCGUGAUCAACAUCUUCGUUGCUCGUGAGUGUAGCGCCAAGACCUUCCGCGAGACCCUUUCGACCAUCAAGAACCUUUCGUGCCUUCCAGGUGCAAAGGCUGUCUUUGGCAAGGAGCUCAUCGCCAAAGCUCAAGAGCUUGGUGAAGUGAUUCUCCUGGAUCUCGAGGAGCUCUUCCCACAGAUUCAGAAGGCUUCAAACAGCACUGAACUUCAGGGUGUAGCUCUUACCAAGUUCUCGCCUUCGGGAUCAGACCAGAACAAGUUGCUCCGUGUCCUCACUGCUUUGGACCAUCUCUUUGAUCCGAAGCAUGCCAGAAAGGACGCCACGACUGAAGCCGAAGGAAGUGAGACUGCCGAUACCGAGAAGCAAGAUCUCCUAGCCACGCUUUAUGAGAACUCUACCUUUGGCCCUAUGUGGGAGAAGCUUAGCGCUUGCCUCAGCGCCAUCAGACAACGCGAUCACAUGCUCAAUGUGGCUACUAUUCUGUUGCCAUUGAUCGAGUCGCUGAUGGUGGUUUGCAAGAACACGACACUGAAGGAUCAGCCUCUUCGUGGCAAGGAUAACAUGCUUACCAGCCCCGUUCCGGAAUCGCGCAUGGAGAGCCUGUUCUUCACCUUUACGGAGGAGCACCGCAAGAUUCUCAAUGAUCUUGUUCGCAACACGCCCAAGCUCAUGAGCGGGACGUUCUCGCUCCUGGUGAAGAACCCGAAGGUGUUGGAGUUUGACAACAAGCGCAACUACUUCAACAGGAGCAUCCAUAACCGCAACAACCCGGCUCGCCAGUCGUACCCGUCGCUGCAGCUUUCGGUCCGUCGUGACCAGGUUUUCCAUGACUCUUUCAAGUCUCUGUACUUCAAGAGCGGUGAUGAGAUGAAGUUUGGCAAGCUGAGCAUUCGAUUCCAUGGCGAGGAGGGAGUGGAUGCCGGUGGUGUUACUCGUGAAUGGUUCCAGGUGCUAUCGAGACAGAUGUUCGACCCUGGGUACGCUCUGUUUAUCCCCGUGUCUUCCGACAGGACUACGUUCCACCCCAACUUGACGAGUAGCAUCAACCCCGAGCAUCUUAUGUUCUUCAAGUUCAUCGGUCGCGUCAUUGGAAAGGCCCUUUACGAAGGUCGAGUCCUGGAUUGCCAUUUCAGUCGUGCAGUCUACAAGAGAAUUCUCGGCAAGGCCGUGUCGGUCAAGGAUAUGGAGUCGCUCGACCCCGACUACUACAAGUCCGUUGUCUGGAUGUUGGAGAACGAUAUCACCGACAUCAUCAGCGAGUCCUUCUCCGUUGACAAUGACAAGUUUGGUGUUGUCGAGACUGUCGAUCUCAUCGAGAACGGUCGCAACGUCCCCGUCACGGAGGAGAACAAGCAUGAGUACGUUCGCUUGAUGGUGGAGUUCAAGCUCACUGGAUCGGUCCAGGAGCAGUUGGACAAUUUCCUCAAGGGCUUCCACGAGAUCAUCCCCGCUGAGCUGGUCGCAAUCUUCAACGAGCAAGAGCUCGAGUUGCUCAUCUCUGGUCUUCCAGAGAUCGAUGUCGACGACUGGAAGGCAACCACCGAGUACCACAACUACACCGCUUCCUCGCCGCAGAUCCAAUGGUUCUGGCGCGCCAUCCGCUCCUUUGACAAGGAAGAGCGAGCUAAGAUGCUGCAGUUCGUUACCGGCACGUCCAAGGUUCCUCUCAACGGCUUCAAGGAGCUUGAGGGCAUGAAUGGGUUCAGCAGGUUCAACAUCCAUCGCGAUUAUGGAAACAAAGAUCGUCUACCAACUUCGCAUACUUGCUUUAACCAGCUUGAUCUCCCAGAGUACGAGAGCUACGAAAUGCUCCGCCAACAGGUCCUCACGGCCAUCACGACGGGAAGCGAGUACUUUGGUUUCGCAUAAGAAAAGCCAGAUAGUCCGUUUUUGCACUUUUAGUUUCGCUCAGUCACAAAACACGGGAAGAAGGGAGAAACAUUUUUUUAUUUUAUUUCAUAAUUUGGCAUGAGACCUGGUUUUCGUUUAACUCGACGCAUUUACAAAGGCGCACAAGAAAUGCACGAAUUGUUUUUGCUGGCUGUUUUCUUCGUUGGGAAUGGGAAAGGGGGAUCGGGGGCGUGCGCGCGUUGUGUGUGAUACGAAUAUAGCGAAGGAGCGGAGUGG
Molecule: messenger RNA, 13122 nt
Organism: Pseudogymnoascus verrucosus
Lineage: Eukaryota; Fungi; Ascomycota; Leotiomycetes; Thelebolales; Thelebolaceae
Exons: 7
Coding region: 583-12864 (4093 amino acids)
Biological process (GO): proteasome-mediated ubiquitin-dependent protein catabolic process; positive regulation of protein catabolic process; protein polyubiquitination
Molecular function (GO): ubiquitin-protein transferase activity
Source: RefSeq, a predicted model, not a curated record